Toxorhynchites rutilus septentrionalis is the source of this 1635-nucleotide messenger RNA. Its product is annotated as probable cytochrome P450 6a20. The coding region runs from base 32 to 1528 and encodes 498 amino acids. The record is from RefSeq and is a predicted model, not a curated record. The transcript is spliced from 2 exons. NCBI's taxonomy places the organism in Eukaryota, Metazoa, Arthropoda, Insecta, Diptera, Culicidae. Gene Ontology annotation, molecular function: oxidoreductase activity, acting on paired donors, with incorporation or reduction of molecular oxygen; iron ion binding; monooxygenase activity.
CACAGUGUGACAAAGUCAGUAACAACGAAAAAUGAUGCUGCUAUACCUAUUGCUGUUGGUGGUCUCGUUGACCUUUUACUGGGUCGGAAAAAGAUUCACCUAUUGGAAGCAACGGGGCGUCCCGUUCGUCGAGCCAAGUUUUCCCUUCGGAAACCUCGGUGGGAUGAGCAAACGGCACUUGGGUCCACUGGUGCAGGAUUCGUACAACAAACUGAUAGGCUCGGGCAAAAAGUUCGGCGGAAUAUUCUUCUUCGUGAGCCCUGUGGCGCUCAUUUUGGAUCUGGAUUUCGCGAAGGAUGUUUUGGUGAAAGAUUUUCAGUACUUCCACGAUCGUGGCGUGUAUCACAACGAGAAGACCGAUCCGCUCAGAGUGCACCUGGUGUCGAUGGAGGGCGCCAAAUGGAAGCGUCUGAGGUCGAAGUUAACGCCAACAUUUUCUUCGGGGAAGAUGAAGAUGAUGUUCCCGACUAUCAUUGCCGUGGCGGAGCAGUUCCAGAGAUGUUUACAGGUGGAAGCCGAGAAGAGCGGAGAGUUGGAUAUUAAAGAAUUUCUAGCGAGAUACACGACCGAUGUGAUCGGAAACUGUGCAUUCGGACUGGAAUGUAAUAGUUUGAAGGAUCCGGACGCGGAGUUCCGUCGGAUGGGAAAGAAGGCGCUGUCCAUCACGUUCGGUGGAUUUCUGCGACAGCUUCUGAGUGGUACGUUUAGCGACCUUGCAAGAACCAUUGGCGUAAAACUUACUGACCCAGAUGUUGAACGGUUUUUCAUGGAUGCCGUGAGAGACACAAUCAGUUUUCGCGAGAAAAAUAACGUUGAACGGAAUGAUUUCAUGGAUCUGUUGAUAAAACUUCAAAGACCUCAACCGGACGACGAUAAUGGAACAACCACGGAGGGAUUAACUUUCAACGAAAUCGCUGCCCAGGCGUUUGUGUUCUUCCUAGCGGGAUUCGAGACGUCUUCCACUGCGAUGUCCUACUGUCUGUAUGAGCUGGCGCUAAAUCAGGAACUUCAAGAUAAGGCGAGACAAAACGUAAACGAGGUCUUGGGGCGUCAUGGAUCGAUGAGUUAUGAAGCGGUUCAUGAAAUGAGAUAUGUUGAAAAUUGUAUCAACGAAUCCCUACGCAAAUAUCCACCUAUAGUCAACAUCCCUCGUGAAAUCAGCAAGGAUUAUCGGGUGCCGGACAUGAACGUUACACUGGAGAAAGGCAACACCAUUAUUCUGCCUAUCUAUUCGAUCCACCAUGACCCACGCUAUUAUCCGGAACCGGAGAAAUACAACCCCGAUAGAUUCGACCCAGAGGGAACUGCUAAGCGUCAUCCGUUGGCGUUCGUCCCCUUCGGCGAGGGACCCCGUGUGUGCAUCGGACUGCGCUUUGGAAUGAUGCAAGCCCGUAUUGGGCUGGCAUGUCUUCUCAAGCACUUCCGCUUCACGCUUUCCCCGAAAACACCGAACCCACUGAAGAUCCGGGCUGCAAGUACGAUUCUCUCGUCGGAGGGCGGACUUUGGAUGCGCGUUGAGAAGAUAUGAAUGGUUGUAUUAUUGAACUGAUUUUAUUAUAACAACGAUUCAAAUAGUAUUUUUAUGUAUUCCCAUUAAACUCAGAAGCAUUCUGGUUUGGGUGCUUUCUCAAAAUA